This is a messenger RNA of Diatraea saccharalis (sugarcane borer), 5615 nucleotides long. Lineage: Eukaryota; Metazoa; Arthropoda; Insecta; Lepidoptera; Crambidae. The record is from the annotation of a GenBank genome assembly.
UUGUGGGUUGGAUCCUUUUUGGGUAACUACGUCCAGUUGACACAGUUGCGGGGUGGGCAGAGGGAACAUAAUGCUACAACGCAUGGUCCUGGCAGAGAAGCAAUAAAGAAAGCUUGUGCUUUGGCUUAUUUUGUACCUCAAGUGAAGAGUCACUUCCUAUCACUAUUUUGACAUUCUUAUUUAUUACUUAAGUAUCUGGAUAUAUUUAAUUAUUACUAUCGCCUUGCACCCACUCCCCUCCUUGUGCUUAAGUAAUCUAUUUUUGUAAUAUGCAAUAAAGUAUAUAUUAUUAUUAUUGUAAUAUUGUAAAUAGGUUGUGCCACCGGCAACGUUGCCGAGUCAGUGGUUCUCGAACGGGAAGCAGAGUCCACAUUAACGUUCGCGGAAGGUGCGAACAGAGCGUACGCCGGUCACAUGACGCUCAAGUUCUCACCGGACGCCACUAGCACUAUGCAACAUCACAAACACUAUUGUCUCGAAGUGUCCGACAACUGCUCGCCUACUAUUGAUCACUGUAUCAUAAGGAGUGCCAGUGUUGUGGGUGCAGCGGUAUGCGUUAGUGGUGCAGGCGCUAAUCCGGUAAUAAAACAUUGCGACAUCAGCGACUGUGAGAACGUCGGUCUGUACGUGACGGAUUACGCACAGGGAGCGUACCAGGACAACGAGAUAUCUCGCAACGCGCUCGCCGGCAUAUGGGUGAAGAAUUUUGCGAAUCCAAUUAUGCGUCGCAAUCACAUACACCAUGGACGAGACGUUGGCAUAUUCACGUUUGAAAAUGGACUGGGCUACUUCGAGGCGAACGAUAUUCACAACAACAGAAUCGCAGGUUUUGAAGUGAAAGCGGGCGCUAAUCCAACGGUGGUUCACUGCGAGAUUCACCACGGACAGACGGGCGGCAUAUACGUCCACGAGACCGGACUAGGACAGUUCAUAGACAACAAGAUACACUCUAAUAACUUUGCGGGCGUCUGGAUCACGUCCAAUAGCAAUCCCACCAUUCGUCGCAAUGAAAUAUAUAAUGGACAUCAGGGCGGCGUGUAUAUAUUCGGAGAAGGACGUGGACUUAUCGAGCACAAUAAUAUUUAUGGGAAUGCAUUAGCUGGAAUUCAAAUCCGCACAAACAGUGAUCCAAUAGUAAGGCACAAUAAAAUCCAUCACGGUCAGCACGGCGGUAUAUACGUACACGAGAAGGGUCAAGGGUUGAUAGAAGAAAAUGAAGUGUAUGCUAAUACGUUAGCGGGCGUGUGGAUCACUACAGGCUCUACGCCUGUACUGCGACGUAACCGCAUACACUCGGGGAAACAAGUUGGGGUUUAUUUCUAUGAUAAUGGCCAUGGAAAAUUAGAAGAUAAUGAUAUAUUUAAUCACUUAUAUUCUGGAGUACAGAUCAGAACAGGCAGUAACCCCGUAAUUAGAGGCAAUAAAAUCUGGGGCGGCCAGAACGGUGGCGUCCUAGUAUACAACGGGGGUUUAGGCUUAUUGGAACAAAAUGAAAUAUUCGAUAAUGCCAUGGCUGGAGUAUGGAUAAAGACUGAUUCCAAUCCUACCCUAAAAAGAAAUAAAAUUUUUGAUGGCCGAGAUGGAGGCAUCUGUAUUUUUAAUGGAGGAAAGGGCGUAUUGGAGGAGAACGAUAUAUUUCGCAACGCGCAAGCGGGCGUACUAAUCUCAACACAAAGCCAUCCAGUAUUGCGACGGAACCGGAUCUUCGACGGUCUAGCGGCCGGCGUGGAGAUCACUAACAACGCGACCGCCACCCUCGAGCACAAUCAGAUAUUCAAUAACCGGUUCGGUGGACUGUGUCUAGCGUCGGGCGUAUCGCCUUUAGUACGCGGCAAUAAGAUAUUCAGCAACCAAGAUGCUGUAGAGAAGGCGGUUGGCGGCGGGCAGUGCUUAUAUAAAAUCUCGUCUUAUACGUCCUUCCCGAUGCACGACUUCUACAGGUGCCAGACUUGUAAUACGACAGACCGUAAUGCGAUCUGUGUUAAUUGCAUCAAAACGUGCCAUUCUGGACACGACGUAGAAUUCAUUCGCCAUGACAGGUUCUUCUGCGACUGCGGCGCGGGGACACUGUCGAACCAGUGCCAGUUGCAGGGUGAGCCGACGCAGGACACGGACACACUGUACGAUUCCGCCGCGCCCAUGGAGUCGCACACGCUCAUGGUGAACUGAACCGCGCCGCUGCCAUCGCGACCACCGCCGCCGCCGCAGCCCCACCGCCCGACCGUACGCACCCUAACCUCACUUUAGUUGUAAAAGUACUUACGCAAAAUGGAUCCUAUUCAAAUGCUUUAUUUUACGAAACUUUGUCGUUGAUGCUAGAAAGCAAACAUGGAGUAACCCGCAAAACCAAAAUUAUAUGUUAUGAACAUCCAUGCUAAUGGAAAUGUUUAACACCAGGUUGAUUGAUACGGAAAUUAGUUUUUUUUUUUAUAUAUAUAAAUUAAACAUUUGUGCUAAACAAUUACAGUUUUCGGAGUUACUACGUGUUGGGUUUCUAGCUUCGAUGUUUGUACAGUUCGAUCGCAGAUUUUAGAAUUCGAUAAAUGACAAAUGACCCGGCACUACAUUUCUUUCACUCGUAUGCUAAAUUAUUGCUAUUCUACAGAUCUAGCUAAUCUCUCUCCGAUCGGCGACCGGGCUCUAUUAUUAUCGACUUUAUUAUCUGGCACGAAAAUAAAACUAAAAAAAAUAAAAAAAUAAUAAUAACCAUCUUAAGAUUCAUAACGCGUUUAAUAUUUUCAAGAAACUUAAUUAACAUUGAGCAGUUAAUAAAUCUAUAAAAAUCUCCCGCGUUCUGUAAUUUAUUUUCGUGCCAGAUACAAGUAUGCUUGUUUACUUCUCAUACUAUACAGCUAUUCGUCAUUUAAUGCUUUAAAAUCAUCAUGUCUAUCAAUUACUAUUUUUAUCAUUAUGUAUCGGAUCCUAUUAGCGUAACUGCAUCCAAUUGGGGACACGGUUUGACGAGACAGAUUUUCAUUUUUGAGUUUUCUUGAUAAUUUUCGACGGUUUCGUGUCGAAUUCGUAAUUUAUUUAAAUAGUAAUAUGUCGGCGUUAUAAACGCUGUAUUAAAAAAUUAUUUAGAAAAGAAUUCAAGAGCGGCUGUAAUUUAACGAUGGCAAACAUAGCAAAAACUUUGUAAAUAAUUGUAAUUAAUUAUUACGAACGUUGUUUAACGACGUCUAUGUUAAAAUUGAAAACUUGCCGCCUCAUCGUCACAUCACUAUCGGAGCUGCCGGUUAUCGUUAUCAUAAGGAAAUCGGAGCUUUGAACAUAGUGAAUAUUGUUUCUUAUCGAGAAUAAUCCUUAGAUAGAUAUCAAAGAAAGUCCUAGAACUAAACUAGGCAGCUUUCAAUAAUAUCAUUUGCAAUAAAUAGGGUGAUAAUAUAAAUUAGGGAAUGCCGAUUAAUUAUUGGAUUUGGAUGUGAGAUUGCGGGAUGAUAAUGCUCAGGGGUUUAGAGUGUAUUCUACAUUUUUAUUUGCACAUGAAAUUGCAUCAAUAGGUGAUUAAAAUAACAUGGUACAUCAUUUUAUUUGACGACUAAACAUUUUCAAUUUUAUUAAGCUCAUUCUACUGUCUGUUAGAUGACAGUAGAAUGAAUGAUUUACAAACUUCUGAUGUCCAUACAGCAGCACUAUAUGCAAAAUUUCCCCAGUACAGUUAGAAUUUCACUUUUAAGCUGUUAUUCUGGCGGCUUUCCUUCAAAUUUUGUUCCCUUAAAUAUGCAAUUUCAUUGCGAUAACAUUAACUAUUCUGAUGUAUUAUCGGAUAAAGGUUUUUUAUGUAGAAACAUAUCUAGACUUACCGCGGGAUCAUAUGAGAGUCUGUCUCGUGUUUCAGCUAUCGGUAGCAAUCAGCCCGCGUCCCAUUGGCGAGUCUUUCCCCCUUCAUUUAUUUUUAUUACGUAAGGUACCACCACCCUACUUCCCUGUAUGUUUACGACAACUACCACCGAUUUUGUCGGAAGUAUCCUCUCGCUUUGUAGUCGACAAAACUUUUCACUUUUGUAAAGCAACAUGCUAUCUGUAUAAUAUAUAAGAUUUUUCUUUGAAACAUUGGUACUUAAUUACGUAUUUUGUCAAGUAGUGUUAUGCAUUCCCAAAUUGUAAUCAUACUAUUGUAUCGAGAGAUCACACAUUGAUAUUUAGAAUAAUGUUAUUCGUUUUGUAAGAUGUAGGAACGUAUUAUAUAGUAUCUACUAUAGUUUCGUAAUUAUGAGGGAAAGGAUUAUUUUAUGUUUGCCUCGAAACGGUAGUUUUUUAUCACUUUAGUGACUAGUAUUCGAUCUGGUGACCGAGUCAGGAUAGUUUAUUUUGUAUUAUUUAUAAUUAUUAUGUCAAACCCUUUCAUUGCAAUGACGAGUUGUCUCGUCUGAUUACUAUAUAAUGCUAAAAGCGGCUGCCAUAAAAAAAAAUCCGCUAAUCCGUAAUUCAGUCACAUUACCUUUAUAAUACCAUAAUCUAAAAAAAUAUAACAUUGACCCAGAAUAGUCAUGUUAAAAUUAUGUUAUUACAUAGUGAAAACUCGUCUAAAGGGCUCCGUUGUAAGGGCGAUAUUGCCUUAUCUCUAAUACGGCAGCAAUAUUUUGUGUUCUUUUUAUGUGGAGUGCACUGAAAGGGUUAAUUUUUAUUCUUAUAACUGACACGAAUUAAUUUUAUUUUGAGCGAUUACCCUGUAGCUCUCCUGACAAAGUAGUCUUUGUUGAAACAUUUAUUGUUAAUGAAUUUAAUACGCGCAGCGUUGCAGUGUUUAGUCGGGGUAGGUGGCGUCGCUGGGCCACGCCGGAGCGUACAGGCGCAGUCGUAAUCUCGUCUAUGAGUCUGCCUCGCCUAUUUCGGCGCUCCUAAUGCGCUUUGUAAAUAUUUAUGUCACACAAUAAUCGAAAAAUGUAGCAAUUAAUGUAUUUGUAUCAUUAUAUUUUUAUUAUUGAUCACAACAUGUACGUUUAAUUAUGGAAUUAUAUACGCUCAGAGGGUUUACGCCCGACUUCGGGAUAUCAUGGCCGUUGCGCGUGCGCCGGCAUUUGUGUAUAAUAUGAUGCAAACUAAGAACGAAUGUGCGUAUUUAAAUGGAAAAGAUCUUAGGUACAAUUGAUAUUUUAUUAUAUUGUUAAUUUAAAUUUGGUAAUGAUAUCGACCGAGAAGCAAUGUUAAGAAACUGGGAUGCGCCGUGUGUGAGCGGCCAGAGUGCUGAUAGUGAUAAGUUUAGCCAAUAAGCUAUAUGAAAUCUAAAUUACUCAGUAAUCACUAUUGCAAGUUUCGAAUUGUUAAAUUGUCUCUCCAUAGCACGGUAUGUUCUGAAUCUGCUUUUUUAUAAUCCUCAAUCUGUGAUCAUCGCUAAAUGUGUAAGUGAAUUAUUUUAGUUGAAUCCCAUGUGCAGAUUAUUGUCAUCAUUUAUUAUGUCAUCAAAAUUAUUGUGGCGCCAAUGCUUUAUAUAUAUAUGAAUGUGAAAAUUGUUAUUUAUUGAAUUAUCAGUAUGUUCUUAAUUUAUUGAAAUACAAAUCUGGAUAUUUUGUUUAUACAUGAAAAUACCACUGUAAAAGCCGUGAUAUACAUAAUAUAAUAUUAUCAAUUAGAAUUUUAUUUCACGACCCUCACCACCAUUCGAUAGUCAUUUA